Molecule: messenger RNA, 2871 nt
Organism: Dromiciops gliroides (monito del monte)
Lineage: Eukaryota; Metazoa; Chordata; Mammalia; Microbiotheria; Microbiotheriidae
Gene: KLC2
Product: kinesin light chain 2
Exons: 16
Coding region: 179-2056 (625 amino acids)
Biological process (GO): microtubule-based movement
Cellular component (GO): cytoplasm; membrane-bounded organelle; kinesin complex
Molecular function (GO): kinesin binding
Source: RefSeq, a predicted model, not a curated record
GGCCCGCGGCAGCGGGGAUCGCGCAGGCGCGGGGGUGGGCGCGGGGGCUGCCGGGAGAAGCGGUGAUGGAGGCUGCGCGGGCCUUGUGGGGCAGCUGAGGCCGAGGAGGCCGGGCCGGGCCGGAGCUGGGGCUGGGGCUGGGCGACAGGAGCCUCCUUCCAAACCGAGUCCUGCAGCCAUGGCCACCCUGGUGCUGUCCCGGGAGGAGAAGCUGAGCCAGGACGAGAUCGUGCUGGGCACCAAGGCCGUCAUCCAGGGGCUGGAGACCCUGCGGGGCGAGCACCGGGCCCUGCUGGCCUCCCUGCUGGAUAAUGUGGCCGGGCGGGAGGCCGGCGAGGCCGAGCCCGGAACCCAGGAACGCUCGGGGCUGCUGCGCAGGUCCCUGGAGGCCAUCGAGCUGGGACUGGGGGAGGCCCAGGUGAUCCUGGCACUGUCCGGCCACCUCGGGGCUGUAGAGUCCGAGAAACAGAAGCUGCGCGCCCAGGUGCGCCGCCUGGUGCAGGAGAACCAAUGGCUCCGGGAGGAGCUGGCCGGGACCCAGCAGAAGCUGCAGCGCAGCGAGCAGGCUGUGGUCCAGUUGGAGGAGGAAAAGCAGCACCUGCUGUUUAUGAGCCAGAUCCGGAAGCUGGACGAGGACCCUUCUCCCAGUGAAGAGAAAGGGGACGUUUCCAAGGAUUCUCUGGAUGACCUGUUCCCUAAUGAGGACGAACAGAACCCAGCUCAGGGCCCUGGAGGUGGAGAUGCGGCUGCCCAGCACGGAGGCUAUGAGAUCCCUGCCCGCCUCCGGACCUUGCACAACCUGGUGAUUCAGUAUGCCUCACAGGGGCGUUAUGAGGUGGCGGUACCUCUCUGUAAGCAGGCCCUGGAAGACCUGGAAAAGACCUCAGGACAUGAUCACCCUGAUGUGGCCACGAUGCUGAACAUCUUGGCUCUUGUAUACCGGGAUCAGAACAAAUACAAAGAAGCUGCCCACCUGCUCAAUGAUGCUCUAGCCAUCCGAGAGAAGACCUUGGGGAAGGACCAUCCAGCUGUAGCAGCUACCUUAAACAACCUGGCGGUUCUGUAUGGCAAACGGGGCAAGUACAAGGAAGCGGAGCCUUUGUGCAAACGGGCCCUGGAGAUCAGGGAGAAGGUACUGGGCAAAUUCCACCCGGAUGUAGCCAAGCAGCUGAACAAUCUGGCCCUGCUCUGUCAGAACCAGGGCAAGGCUGAAGAGGUGGAGUACUACUAUCGGCGGGCUCUGGAGAUCUAUGAGGCCCGGCUGGGCCCCGACGACCCCAACGUGGCCAAGACCAAGAAUAACUUGGCCUCCUGCUAUCUGAAGCAGGGGAAGUACCAAGAUGCAGAAACCUUGUAUAAAGAGAUCCUGACUCGUGCUCAUGAGAAGGAGUUUGGCUCAGUCAAUGGAGACAACAAGCCCAUCUGGAUGCACGCUGAAGAACGGGAGGAGAGCAAGGAUAAGCGUCGUGACAGCACCACCUAUGGAGAAUACGGCAGCUGGUACAAGGCCUGCAAAGUGGACAGCCCCACGGUGAACACCACACUGCGGAGCCUCGGGGCACUCUACCGCAGGCAAGGGAAGAUGGAAGCGGCUCACACCUUGGAGGACUGUGCCAGUCGGAGUCGAAAGCAGGGCCUGGAUGCUGCAAGCCAGACCAAGGUGGUGGAGCUGCUGAAAGACAGUGGCGGGCGUGGGGAUCGCCGGGGUGGCCGAGAGAGUUCCGGGGGCACGGGCUCCCGGGCCGAGGCAGAGCCCGAGGAUUCAGGGCCUGCGGCUGAGUGGUCUGGGGAUGGCAGUGGCUCUCUCAGGAGAAGCGGUUCCUUCGGGAAACUCCGAGAUGCCCUGAGGCGCAGCAGUGAGAUGCUGGUGAAGAAGCUGCAGGGGGGCGGCCCCCAAGAGCCUCCCAACCCCCGGAUGAAGCGAGCCAGCUCCCUCAACUUCCUCCACAAGAGCACAGAGGAGGCCAGCCAGUCCAGCAGCGCCAACCUGUCCGAUAGCCGCAUGCUCAGUUCCAGCUCUCUCGACCUCUCUCGACGGAGCUCUCUCAUUGGCUAAGACGAGGGGUAGCAGGGCAGACAUAAGCCUGCCCCCUCCUGGUCCCCUGGGCCCUCCUCAGCUGCUUAUCUGACCCCCAGGGAUGGGGGAAUGGGGGUGGGCUCCUGCCCCACUUCAGGCACCCUUCCCCUAAGGCUGUUUCCCCCAGGCAUCCUCCCCCAUCAUUUUUUGUUCAAUCUCAGGGUAACCUUUCCCCCUGUUGUUUCAGGCUUAUUCCCCUGCCCCCCCCCACAGUCUAACACUGUUAGUCACACAGCCUUGAAGUGUCAUACUGGGGACAGAGUACAGGAAGGAGCCAGGAUUUCCCCUGUAUUUAUUUCCCUCUUCCCUUCCCCUCACUGGAAGUCAGGAAAGUGGAGAGCAGGCACCCAGAGCCUCCUCGAAGCAAUCCUGGCCACCUGGGCCUGGGGGGGGGGUGAUACUCCCUGCAGGAUCCUUCCGGCCCCCCCACGGGACCUCAGGAAAGAGGUGUUGUUACACUAAGAAGCUCCCUCCUCCCUCACCCAGGCCUCUGCUUCUGUAUAUAGAGAAAUAAGUUAUUGGCCGCUCCCUGCCCUGCUUGUGGGCACUGCCCCUUCCCCAUGCCCUGUCCAUGGUACCUCCUUUAGCCCUGCCCCGCCCCCCCCCCCCCAGUCAGGGAUAGCUGACACUGUUUUCUUCCUUCUGGGUGGUGGCAGUCCCUGGGCCUUAAAGCCGACCCUGCCACUCCCUCCCUUCGGAGGUACCACCUGCUGAGCCAUCCCUUCUCCUCCUGCACCUGUGACUACUAAUGCUUCCAGUUCUCCCCCUCAGACGCUGAGGGGGGAGGUGGGGGU